This is a messenger RNA of Alnus glutinosa, 1347 nucleotides long. RefSeq names its product alpha N-terminal protein methyltransferase 1. Gene Ontology annotation, molecular function: methyltransferase activity. Gene Ontology annotation, cellular component: cytoplasm. Bases 7 to 948 code for a protein of 313 amino acids. Lineage: Eukaryota; Viridiplantae; Streptophyta; Magnoliopsida; Fagales; Betulaceae. The transcript is spliced from 8 exons. The record is from RefSeq and is a predicted model, not a curated record. Gene Ontology annotation, biological process: N-terminal protein amino acid methylation.
AAAACCAUGAAAGAAUUUCUUUAUUCUCCCCGUCCUCUCUUCCCUCUUAGUGGAAUUUGUUUCGUUUCCCUCCAACCUUCGAAGCUAAGGCCGCCGCUACAAACCACAGUCCACAGAAUGGAGUUCGGAGGGUCAGAUUCCAGUGGCCGCGAGUUCAAGAACGCCGACGAAAUGUGGAGGGAUCAGGCCGGUGAUCCCAGCAAGAAGACUGAGUGGUACCGCCAAGGCGUCGGCUAUUGGCAAGGCGUGGAGGCAUCGGUGGAUGGGGUCUUGGGAGGGUAUGGGCAUGUGAAUGAGGCGGAUAUUCAGGGUAGCGAAGCUUUUCUCAAUACCCUCUUGUCUGAAAGAUUCCCCAAUGCUGGCACAGACUCCCACCUCGUUGCUCUUGAUUGUGGUUCUGGCAUUGGGAGAGUUACCAAAAAUCUUCUCAUAAGAUAUUUCAAUGAGGUCGAUCUUCUUGAACCUGUAUCACAUUUCUUACAGGCUGCCCGUGAAAGUUUGGCUCCUGAAAAUCAUAUGUUCUCAGAUAUACACAAAGCCACUAAUUUUUUUUGCAUGCCUCUCCAGGAAUUCACGCCCGAUGAAGGAAGAUAUGAUGUUAUAUGGGUGCAGUGGUGUAUCGGGCAUCUCACAGAUGAUGAUUUUGUGACAUUCUUUAACAGAGCUAAGGCUGGCCUUAAACCUGGUGGCUUUAUCGUCCUGAAAGAGAAUAUAGCAAGAACUGGAUUUGUGCUGGACAAUGAAGAUCGAAGCAUAACCAGGUCUGAUUUAUACUACAAGGAGCUCUUUAGUCAUUGUGGACUGCAUAUUUACAAAUCAAAGGAUCAAAGCGGAUUGCCCGAGGAAUUAUUUGCUGUGAAGAUGUAUGCGUUGACUACUGAUUCACCAAAGCGGGUUCAUAGGACCAGAUCUAAAGUGCAAGGCAAUAGACCUAGAAUCAUUAAGUGAGGAAUUGUGUCUUGAACUUCUGAGAUAUCUACAGAAAGAGCUGUGCUUUCCCAACCAGAUUUUAUGUGAUGCGACUUAUAGAAUUUGAAGACUAGUCCAGGUCUGCAAUUUUCCAUUGUUCAUUGUUUAUUGCCCUUCCAUUCUUGUAAGAUGCCAUCUUUUCUACCUGUUUCAUGUACUCUUACUUUUGCACAUUUCACCAGCUUGCAUUCACCUGCAAAUGUUAUUGAAACUACAUAUUGGUUUUUGUUGUAAAUCUAGAUACCAUAACCAUUGCUUAUAAAACAUAGCCAUUAAGGCUAUGUUUACAUUAAUUGUUUCCCCUCUGGAGAUCUUCCCUAUGAUUUGUAUUCUUGGUUAAGUGGUGAAAUUUAUGUAAAUGUUAGUAUCUUCACAUAA